AUGGCAGAUGAGGAGACUCUUCCGCCUGCACAGACUGAGGAAGAGCUUGAAUCCAGGCAUGAGAAGGAGACCGCGGAGCUGGAAGAGCGUGCAAAGGCACAUGUGGACAAAGUGAAGGAGACCGCCGGUAAGGGCAAGAAGGCCAAGCAAGCCAUCGAGACGGCGGAGCGAGAGGUGGAGCAGUGGCUGUACGAGCUCCAGGAGCGCCAGAAGGAGGAGCUCGAGGAGCUCACGGAACGACUCCAAGGCCCGAAAGAGGCCGAGGCCGCGUCUCAGGCCGCCGAGCCGGAGGUCCCGGAGGAGCAGAACCCCGAAGAUGACGAGGCGGAGCGCGCCCGGAGGAAGAAGGAGAAGGCGCAGAAGAAGCGCCAAAACAGGGCCGACAAGGAGGCUCAGAAGGAGGCUGAGAAGGAAAAGGAACGAAGAGAGGCCGGACCCUCUGCCCGGGAGCUGGAGCUCGAAUCACUGGCCGCAGCGCUCUCGGCGCAGAAGCCGGCUAUGAAGAUUCAUGAGAUCCCUUCCGACGGACAUUGCCUCUACCGCUCGGUGGCAGACCAGCUGCAUCGGUUCCGGCCCGACCUGCAUGACUUCAGUGGGCCUCCGGACCAGAUGUACAAGGAGGUCCGCAAGCUCUGCGCCGCCUCUCUGCGAGGCCACGUGGAUGGCUACGCGCCCUUCGCCGAGCUCAAGGAGGGCGAAGAUUUCGACGGCUACUGCCACCGAGUGGAGAGCUCCGCCGACUGGGGAGGCGAACUCGAGCUCCGGGCCCUGGCAGACAAGCUGAAGGUCCGCAUUCACGUCUUCCAGGCUGGCGCCGACAAGCCUCUGGUCCUCGGCGACAGCCCGCCGGCGGGGCCACUGCGGGUGAGCUUCCACCGCCACUACUAUGCCCUCGGUGAACACUACAACUCGGUUGUUCCUUCCUGA
Molecule: messenger RNA, 927 nt
Organism: Symbiodinium natans
Lineage: Eukaryota; Dinophyceae; Suessiales; Symbiodiniaceae
Source: the annotation of a GenBank genome assembly